GAGAAUUAUCCGCCCUCUGGAUCUAGGGACGGGGUGUGUGUGUGUGUGUGUGUUUAUGUGUGAGCCAGUGUGUGUGUGUGUGUGUGUGUGUGUCUUGGAGUUGUCCGCCCCUCGGCCGAGCGAGCCCCUUUUGCAAAGACCCCAACCCGGGUCUUCCCGGCAGCCCCCCAACCCUCUUGGCACGGCUCCCCGGGCGCGCCGGCAGCCGCUUUCGCUUUGCGCGUCUCUCGCCUUGGAGACGGCCGGCUGGCUGCUGGGGCGGACGGGCUCGUGUUCCCGGGGGGACUCUAUUUCCAGUCGGGCUCAACCCGGCAGCGCUAGGGGGAGCGGAGAGGCGGUUGCACCGGCCGAGGACGGCGGCGGCGGGGAGGGCACCAUGCGGGCGGCGGCGGGCACGGCUUUGCAAGGGCUCUUCGCCGUCUACAAGCCGCCGGGCGUGCACUGGAUGACGGUCACGGAGACGGUGAAGCUGCACCUGAUCAAGGACAUUUCAUGACCCAACUAGGUAACAUCAUCAGGGCUAGAAGGAAGUGGGGUUUGCAAGAAGACGGUGGAAUCUUCGGUGCUGUCUGAGCUUGGUUGUUCUCUUGCAGACAUUUCAUGACCCAACUAGGCUUAAACGCGUUAAAGCAGCCAGAACCUUGUCAACAAAUAUGCUUUCAACCCAGUGUGGCCGAAAAAGAGACCGGGAAGGAAUUAACCUUGACGGUUAGCCAGGUUCCUAAGCUGGCUGACCAUCCUUUAGUUUCGGGACCGGUUUUUACGCAGUUAAAUGUUGGAGCAGGCCCUCGUCUGGACAUGCACUCGUCCGGUGUGUUUGUACUCGGCGUGGGUCACGGCACGAAGCUGCUCAAAGAUUGGUACAAUGCACAUCUUACCAGGGCCUACACCGUUAGCGGCUUGUUCGGCAAAGCCACGGACAAUUUCUCGGACACCGGGAAGCUGAUUGAGAAGAGCACAUUUGAUCACGUCACGCGGGAGAAGCUGGAGCGGAUUGUUUCGGUGAUCCAGGGAUCCAAUCACAAGGCUUUACUGCAGUGGGCUAACCUGGACUUGAAAACUCAAGAAGCCUACGAGUUGGCUGUCAAGGGCCUCAUUCGGCCCAUGGACAAUAGCCCGCCUCUGAUCACGGCUGUGCGAUGUCUCCGUUUUGAUCCACCGGAAUUCCAGCUGGAAAUUCACUGCUUGCACGAGACCCAACAGUAUCUCCGCAAGAUAGUUCACGAAAUAGGGUUGGAACUGAAGACUACGGCGGUGUGUACCCAAGUGAGGCGGUUUCGGGACGGCGUCCUUGUGCUGGAGGACGCACUGCUGAGGACACAGUGGGACCUCCCUAACAUCCAGCGGGCAAUUUUGCAAGUCAAACAGAAAGUAGACGCUGAACUUGAAAGCAGUCUUGCGCACCUGAAGCCUGGGGUGGAGGGUGAAAGAGACCGAAUCUGACCCAGAUCCAGAAUUCAAUAGGAAAUUUGCUAGAAUUCUCAGAAUAUUGGAGAAAAGCCUGAUGAAACAUUCCAAUUUUUAGCUUGGAUCAAAAAGUUCCAAGUUGGCACGUUCCUCUCUAAACAACAUGGCAAGGAUAUUGCAAUUUGAAAGAGAAAGGAAGGAAGGAAGAAGAGAAAGAAAAGAAAGAAAGAAAGAAAGAAA
This is a messenger RNA of Crotalus tigris (Tiger rattlesnake), 1647 nucleotides long. It is a transcript of the gene TRUB2, whose product is annotated as TruB pseudouridine synthase family member 2. The coding region runs from base 601 to 1443 and encodes 280 amino acids. Gene Ontology annotation, biological process: RNA processing; pseudouridine synthesis. Lineage: Eukaryota; Metazoa; Chordata; Lepidosauria; Squamata; Viperidae. Gene Ontology annotation, molecular function: pseudouridine synthase activity; RNA binding. The record is from RefSeq and is a predicted model, not a curated record. The transcript has 9 exons.